Rhododendron vialii is the source of this 924-nucleotide messenger RNA. Its product is annotated as AP-1 complex subunit sigma-2. The transcript has 7 exons. The record is from RefSeq and is a predicted model, not a curated record. Gene Ontology annotation, biological process: vesicle-mediated transport; intracellular protein transport. Gene Ontology annotation, molecular function: clathrin-cargo adaptor activity. Gene Ontology annotation, cellular component: intracellular membrane-bounded organelle; AP-1 adaptor complex; membrane coat. Bases 139 to 624 code for a protein of 161 amino acids. Lineage: Eukaryota; Viridiplantae; Streptophyta; Magnoliopsida; Ericales; Ericaceae.
ACAGAAUUUUCUCUCCGUCUCACAUGAGCAAGAGACGCCAAGACGCAGUGGAGAAAGGUUUUUCGGUGUUCCUUUGAGUUUUGGAUCGAGCCUGAUCAACCGUCGAGCUCGCCUGAUCUCUUCUUACAAGCUGAAACCAUGAUUCACUUUGUUCUUCUCAUUAGUCGGCAAGGAAAGGUGAGAUUGACGAAGUGGUAUUCACCUUAUUCACAGAAGGAAAGAACUAAGGUCAUCCGAGAGCUCAGUGGUUUAAUUCUCACACGAGGUCCAAAGCUUUGCAAUUUCGUGGAGUGGCGGGGCUUUAAAGUUGUUUAUAAAAGAUAUGCGAGUCUGUAUUUUUGCAUGUGCAUCAACCAGGAUGACAAUGAAUUGGAGGUCCUUGAAAUUAUACACCAUUUUGUGGAAAUACUUGACCGUUACUUUGGAAGUGUCUGCGAGCUGGAUUUGAUCUUUAAUUUCCACAAGGCUUAUUAUAUACUGGAUGAACUUUUAAUUGCUGGUGAACUUCAGGAGUCUAGUAAGAAAUCAGUGGCACGCCUAAUUGCUGCACAGGAUUCCUUAGUGGAGGCUGCUAAAGAGCAGUCAAAUUCAAUAAGCAAUAUUAUUGCUCAGGCAACUAAAUGAGACUGAAGUUAAAGUUGAACUUCUUGAUGUCGUUUGGAGAUGCAGUUGAUUGAUUCUGAUUACAUCUGUAUGUGCUAAAUUUCAAUUAACUUAUUCUCUCUCUCUCUCUCUCUCUAUAGCUAUAUUACGUCUGUUUGUGUUUUGUACUAUUUUCUGCAAUGGAUGGUUGACUUGAUUAGUUGCAAAAGGAGUUUUCUGCUUGGUGAUACUACUAGGCUGCAGAACUGCGUGUAAUAGCAGCACUUAUGAGAAACUUUGAAGUGCAUUUGGAAAAAGUGAAGUGCAAAAGUUAUUUCUCUA